AUGUCUGCAACUUUGGUGCAGAAUAGCAUAGAGCAUGCAGAAGAGGCGAUAAUCACUUUGCCAAACGAGCAACAGCCCCUCUUGCAGUCGGAUGCAUCCGCAAUAUGGGAACCACCACCAGCCUUUUAUGGAUUGAGCUUGAAGCUAAUCGAGUAUUCUACAGCAAUCAUGAUGAAUUUCUUUCUCGGUGGCUUCGACAGCACAAUUACAGCAUCAACGUAUGCCGUUAUUAGUUCCGAGUUCAACGCCGCUAACACCGCUUCCUAA
Penicillium maclennaniae is the source of this 267-nucleotide messenger RNA. RefSeq names its product Major facilitator superfamily domain general substrate transporter. The transcript is spliced from 2 exons. NCBI's taxonomy places the organism in Eukaryota, Fungi, Ascomycota, Eurotiomycetes, Eurotiales, Aspergillaceae. The record is from RefSeq and is a predicted model, not a curated record. The coding region runs from base 1 to 267 and encodes 88 amino acids.